Messenger RNA from Carcharodon carcharias (great white shark), 2235 nucleotides. Its product is annotated as pentraxin-related protein PTX3-like. The record is from RefSeq and is a predicted model, not a curated record. NCBI's taxonomy places the organism in Eukaryota, Metazoa, Chordata, Chondrichthyes, Lamniformes, Lamnidae. The transcript is spliced from 3 exons. Gene Ontology annotation, biological process: innate immune response. The coding region runs from base 192 to 1457 and encodes 421 amino acids. Gene Ontology annotation, molecular function: complement component C1q complex binding.
AAAACUCUAGCUCAUUGUCAUUGGUAUAAAGUACAUGCAGCAAUGUUCUUGCAUCACUCUGCACUUACUAUUUAUUAAGAGGUUUUGGAGGCUUAUGUUCAGUCCCUUUUAGAGCUCAUACUGAAGGAACUAAAUCAACAGAGCAGUGCCCUCAUACUACUAUAGACUGAAAAGAACACAACUCGGAAGAAAUGGCUGCACUUACAAUAAUACUAUGGGUUCUACUGAACUUGUCCCAUACUUUGGCAGAGGAUUAUGAAGAGAUACAACAUAUUCAUGGGGUGGAAAAUAAAAUCUCUGUUUUACCAGAUGGUUCCUGUAAAUGCCAAAAAGAAUUGACUAAAUGGGAUAAGCUAUUUGUAAUGUUGGAGGAUUCCCAAAUGAAACAGAACAUCCUACAACACACCACUGAUGAAGUGUGUAAGGUAGAAUUGCAAAGUAUACGUUCUGAAAUGCGUCAGUUUGUAGCCAACUUUGCAGGGACUUGCACAAAUGCCAUGGAUAGUGCAACUUUGCACAUCACAACACAAAUGGACAAGAAACUGGCAUCCACACUGGAAGAAAUCAGUGAAACCAACAUAGAAAUUGAAUCAGAACAGAAAAAUAUACUUCAGCAGCUUCUUUUGGUGAGCCAGGAUCUGUCCAACAGGCUAAAAAAACUUGAGAUGGCUUGGCAAAUGGCAGUGGACAUGAAGGAUCAGAAGCUGUCACUUGGCAUUAAGAAAAGAAUUCCUGAAAACUUGGAAACAACUUUGAAUUCCUUGGCAACUGAACUGCAACAAUCUAAAGCUGAGCUGACAAGAUGUCAGAAGUGGUCAGCUAAACACAUCUUACCAUCAGGUUGUGAUAUGGCACUGAUCUUUCCUAUGCGCUCAAAGAAGAUUUUUGCAAGCGUUCAUCCUGAUGACAUGACUCUUAGCUCAUUUACAGCUUGCAUAUGGGUAAAAGCCACUGAUCUGCUGGAAAAAACCAUUGUGUUCUCCUAUGGAACAAAGAGAAAUCCUUAUCAAAUUCAGCUAUACUUCAAUCGGUCCUCUGCUGUGCUCUCUGUGCAUAGUGACACGAGCAAAAUUGUUGCCGAAAAUGUAGUCUCCCUUGGUCAGUGGACAUAUUUCUGUGCAACAUGGAGUGCUGAAGAUGGAAAUGCGACACUUUGGGUGAAUGGAAAACUUGCUGUUGCUUCUUCAGGAAUGGCUGUUGGCCACAAUAUCCCAAAUGGAGGACUACUGCAAUUGGGUCAAGAAAGCAAUGGCUGUUGCAUUGGAGGUGGCUUUGAUAAAAACUUAGCCUUUUCAGGAAAGUUGACUGGGUUCAAUAUAUGGGACAGGGUCAUUUCCAAACAUGAAAUACAGGGCUUGACUGGUAAAGAUGAUUCCUGCAACAUUAGAGGGAAUGUUGUUGGCUGGAGUGUCACAGAGGUUCUGCCGCAUGGAGGAGCUGAAUUUAUUUACUAUUAAUUGCAUUUGAUUUUUGUUGCAAAUUAACAUGCUCAAAAAAUGGAUCUCAAAUUGUUAACAUUGUAUGAUGUUCAAUCAUAAGAAAAAAAAGACUAUUUAUAUUACAAAAUGCUCCAGAUUCAACUGCAGAGUGAACUUUGUAGUAUAAAUCUCCCACAAUAUUAUUCCUGUACAGAAAUUCUCAUCUCUGGUAAGGGAUUUAUACUGAUAGUAAGAUAUGUAUGUCAGACUGUUACUACAUUAAUUCUAUUUGGUUCAUGAGUUUUGUUUGCUGGCAACAACAGAGGUGUCAUCCCUGAAGCCUUGGCACCUGGAUCUUAAGAUCCAAUAUCUGCAACACCAGAAAAUGUUCAUCUUGCUUUCCUCCUCAACCCCUAGAGUGGCCUGGUAAGAUUCACUUUAGGAAUGAGGACAAACGCAGUCUUAAUAUAAAUUCAGAUGGAAAGUUACAUUUCAAAACAGUUAAUGCUCUCAAAUACUAUUAUUUUUACUUUACAAUUUUGAUUUAACUGUAAUGCAAAUAAGUGCAUGCUUACAUUCAUUUGAUGACGCAUAAUUGAUUAGCAAGAAGUAUUAAAGGAAGGAACUUAACCUCUCCAUUCUACAAAGAAAAAUUGUCAUUGCUUAACACAUGCUUAAGAUGUGAAAAAUUGUAACUUUGUAAUCUAAGUUACAUUGCUUUACAAAGUCUGUAUUAUACAGUAAAAGUUCUCUAAUAUCAGUCAUCUAAUUAUUCUAUCAUAAAGAGUCUAAUUUUAUAAUAAACUGUUAAAUAAUA